UCUCCCCCAGCAGCAGAAGCAGCAGCUGAGCGCAUCAAUGGGAGUCAGCCACAUCAGGGCUGCAUCAGCACCGAGCCUGCAGCCGGACUGUACACGCAGCUGACUAACCACGUUACGGUUCAGCUUCGCCUCUUAUUUUCGGUAAUUCUGAAUAAAGGUCAGAAAUGGGGGCACUGCGUCGCCAGGAGUUUUUCCUGGAGCUGCCGUCUGGCUGCCUGCUUCCAACUGCCCAGCAGGGUCUAGAGCAAGUGUGGCAGCUGUUGCUCAUCUGCUUAGUGUGCAGACUGCUGUGGAGAAUUGGCUGGCUGCCCUCCUACGUAAAGCAUUUGAGUACAAUAGCUGGAGGCUUUUACACACUCUACCUGUUCUUUGAGCUUCACAUGGUGUGGGUGGUGUUGCUCAGCCUUCUCUGCUACCUCAUCCUCUUCCUGUGCCGACACUCCACCAGCCGCGGCCCCUUCCUCUCCAUCACUGUCCUUAUCUAUCUAUUACUUGGGGAGCUACAUAUGAUGGACACAAACAGUUGGCACAAAAUGAGAGGUUCACAGAUAGUAGUGGCCAUGAAGGCCAUCUCUCUUGCCUUUGACUUGGACAAAGGCACGGUGGAGAGUGUACCAUCUCCAGUGGAGUUCAUGGGUUAUAUUUACUUUGUGGGGACGGUGAUAUUCGGUCCCUGGAUCAGCUUCAACAGCUACAGGGAAGCAGUAGAAAGCCGGAAACUUAGUGUGUCCUGGUUUGUGAAGGUGAUCUGCAGCUGGAUAAAGAGUCAAGUCUGCCUAGUUUUCUCCAACUGUGUUGCUCCAUAUCUCUUCCCUUACUUUAUCCCACUCAUGGGAGACAGACUGCUUCGCAGUAAGAAGAGGCGAAAGAUAAGGGGCUCUAUUGCAAGGUGGCUGCUGGCAUAUGAAAACACCAUGACCUUCCAUUUCAGUAACUACUUUGUGAGUUACUUUAGUGAAACCACCACUACACUGGCAGGUGCCGGAUUUACAGAAGAAAAAGAUCACCUCAAGUGGGAUCUUGCAGUGGCUAAACCCCUCAGCAUUGAGUUUCCCAGGUCUAUGGUGGAGGUUGUAACAUCUUGGAACCAGCCUAUGUCUCAAUGGCUCAAUACAUAUGUAUUUAAGAAGGCUCUGAAACUUGGUUCAUUCCAGGCCAUCCUCAUCACCUAUACAGCCAGCACUUUACUGCACGGAUUAAGUUUCCACAUUGGAGCAGUGCUCUUAACUCUAGGCUUCAUGACAUAUAUUGAGCAUGUGUUGAGGAAAAGACUGUCUACCAUCUUUAACGCAUGUGUCCUCUCAAAGAGAUGCCCACCAGACUGCAAACAUAAAAACAAGAGGGCGUUCUGGGUGUACUUUAUUAAUGGGAGCUUUAGUGUGCUAGCAAUAGUCCACCUGACCUACCUGGGCUCAGUCUUUGGCUCCAGCAUGGAUGAUAUAGACUCAGAUGAGGAUAUCCUGGGUGGUCAUACUGUUCAUAAAUGGACAGAGUUGAGCUGGAUCAGUCACUGGGUGACCUUUGGCCUUUGGGUUGUGUACCGCCUUAUUAUGUGACUCUUAUGGAGGCUGAGAGUUUGGCUGGGGAGAGAAGGCAAGUAAUAAACCGCCUGAUUGCUGAUUUGGACAGCAAUGAGCAGGCCUAAGUCUACAUGACAUCACUGUGAAUUCCUGAUACACUGGACUGGAGAACAUCAUCUCUGACAAAUCCUGAGAGGAUAUUAUCUACAAUACUGAUCAUCAGUACGUCUUCACCGCAGACCUGGUGGCACAUGAGCUGAGAACUCCAUACAUGUUUUUACGUUGCUUGGUUAUUUUAAAUUAGUUAGUUUUAAAGGUAAAUUAUUAUUCCAAGAGCAAUCAGCAGUUUGUAAAAAUGGGGAACGAUAUGAGCGAAAACGGAUUUUAUUAUAACUUUUUUAAUAAAGAAAAUGUGUUUCAGUGCUUCAGAGCUACACAGAUCAGGCCAAUGUCUUGUAUAUAACAUAUGCACUCGUUUCAGCUUUUUCUUACUGCAUUGUGAUGUGUUACAAAAAAAUUAAGGAGUCUAAUGUAUUUUUAUGAAGCUGUGCUGGUGAGUUAACCCAUUAAUAGCCAUUGGUUAUACUCAACACUUGUUUAAGGCAUUUUGCCCUUCAGUCAGUCUUAAGUCUCUUAAUUAUGAAAAUUAGCUGAUACCUGGGGACGUAAAAUCAAAAAAAACAAAACAGUAAUAAGUAUUAAUUAUUAGUUUAAAUGCAAAGAUUGUUGUCAGACAAUGGUUUACUUAGCAUUGUGUUUAAACCCUGACCACCAGAGGGCAGUAUUGUACUCAUUAGAUCACAGUGUUCUGAUUUUUAUAUGAUAAAUGAUAUAUGUUUUUUUUUACUAUGAUAGAUUUUCUAAAAUUUGAUUUAAACAAUUGCAAUAUAUUUACAUUCACAUACAUUAUCGCAGUAUAUCACAAUAUAUUGAAUCAUAGUCCCUGUAUCGUGCUAUGUGUCUCAUCGCCAAAUAUUUACCUAUUUUUCAUUGCUGGUUUAAAACAAAGAAAAGCGUGUGGUUCGCUUGCCAGCAAUACAGAGUGUUUGUGUGAUAGUUUUAUAGAGUUUCAUAUAUUAUGGGAUGUUUUUAUGUUCCCAUGUAUAAUAGUUCCACACUGCAGACUAACUCAUUCACUAUCUGGGAACUCUUCUUAGUGCAGCCGGUUGGUUAAUUAUGUCUAGUCAGUAAUGUAAUAGCACCUGGAGGACCCCAGAUGGUGCUCUGAAAACCGUGGUUAAAACAGUGACACGGAACUGGAUUGGGAUUAAUAUACUCGAUACCCGACCGAUUACUAUAUGCCACUGGAUUGAAUUGGGACAUACCAUACCCCAAUGAGUAAAGAAUACUCAUGCUACCCCAGCUGGAACACAUUUUAUCACAACACAUAUCAUACUGUAACUCACACUUCACACAUCAAUUCAGCACAGAAUCAUGUUGAUUAUUUCACUCAUUUUUGAUUAUGCUGCUCAUGAGCCAAUGCAGACAUUUCCUGGUCUGCGGGAAGCACUUCCCAAAACAUUAAUAAUGUGAACCUGCUCUUAUUUUGGACUGUUUACAAGGAGUCAAAAAAUCCUAUUUUUGUCCAACACUGAGUAGAUUAAAAAUACAACUCAUUUCAUUAGUGUGACAUUGAGGUAUUUAUGUAUUUACUCUUAUUGUAUUGCAAAUACUUUGUUUUCCUUUUUUCUUACUUCCAGUCUAAUAUUACAAUCCUACUCCCUCUAGCACAUCAAUUCGAUAGUAUUCAAAGUUGGAGUUAACUUCUCUUUAUUGUUUGUGUUUGUUAUUUUAUUUCUGUAGAUGUAUUUCAGACAGUACUUUUGUGGUGGAUUAGAUUGUUUGAUAGAUUCUGAAUGACAUUAAAAUGUGCCAAGCAAAGCAAUCAACUUUAAUUCAUUUUAAUGUUUAAAUAAUCCCUGGUCCAAGAUUUUCUGUUCACUGUUUACCCACAUAGUGUAUACAAUAUACAUUUUAUUUAACACCUCCAUUUGUCAAUGAAUAAUUAAUAAAAAAAAAAGUUCAAAAUCAAAAAGUUGUUUGCAUUAGUUGAGUAUGUAUGUUUUUUUUUGUGUAUGUGUUGAGUGGAUUAAAAUGUUUUGCUUGUGCAAUAACAUUGUCAAACAGCAGAUGGCAGAAACCCGUUGGAAUUCUGAACAUGAAGACAACAGGGACUGAAGGCUCGAUUCGGUUCACUGAACCGAUUCAUCUAUUCUAGUGAAUCGAACAAGUUUUUAUUUUAAAAUUAUUUUCGCCCAGGUUGAUUAGCUAGCUCAGUCGGUUGUAUUUUAAGCAUUUUUGUUGACU
This is a messenger RNA of Astyanax mexicanus (Mexican tetra), 3827 nucleotides long. It is a transcript of the gene porcn, whose product is annotated as porcupine O-acyltransferase. The coding region runs from base 165 to 1556 and encodes 463 amino acids. NCBI's taxonomy places the organism in Eukaryota, Metazoa, Chordata, Actinopteri, Characiformes, Acestrorhamphidae. Gene Ontology annotation, cellular component: endoplasmic reticulum; membrane. The record is from RefSeq and is a predicted model, not a curated record. The transcript has 15 exons. Gene Ontology annotation, biological process: canonical Wnt signaling pathway; Wnt protein secretion; protein palmitoylation. Gene Ontology annotation, molecular function: palmitoleoyltransferase activity; Wnt-protein binding.